AUGACUGCUGUGGCAUCUCCACCUAGUGUCGAAUCGGGGUCUCGAUUGGGAUGGUACAGCUCUAGUAACGGAGGAGAAGGAGCCCUGUCUUCAGUGAAUGCGGACGACGUGUCACGGAUGUUCAUGCCGCGGAAACACGUUCAACGCUCAAACUCCUCUUCCUCUCUGGGGUCGAACUCUUCGGCUUCCUCUACAUCUACUGCGACUGCCCCUACCCAAGAUACCCAUGCCGCGCAGAAUUCCGCCAGUGAUACAGAGACUUGGUCGUCAUCAAAAAAGAAGCAUUCGAAGAACAUCUGGCCUAGCUCGAAAUCCGAGCCGGUAUCAGGGGUAACGAACGCGCGAUCUCAGGCAGUGCCUGCUUUCUCGUCGGGCCCAAGUGCAUCGUCGACAAUGUCCGCAAUGCAUCAGCCUUCGAACAUCGUCCCAUCGCAACAGAUGCCCCAGUCGUCGCAGCAGAAUGGCGUCCGUGCGCCAACCGGCCCGCCCUCGGAGAACCCAGCAAUUUUGAUUCUGUUGCCAAUGAACGGCACCUUUGACAGGAAACAGAUCAAUGUACCAUAUUACCCCGAGGUCCUGCGAAUCGGGCGACAAACAAACGCCAAAACAGUGCCCACGCCUCUCAAUGGAUUCUUCGACUCCAAAGUUCUCUCUCGACAGCAUGCUGAGGUAUGGGCCGAUAAGACUGGCAAAAUCUGGAUCCGAGACGUCAAAUCCUCAAACGGCACAUUUGUGAACGGCCACCGAUUGUCUCCUGAAAACCGGGAGUCAGAGCCGCACGAACUGCGAGAAAGCGAUAACCUAGAGCUGGGUAUCGAUAUUGUCAGCGAGGAUCAAUCCACCAUCGUCCAUCACAAAGUCUCAUCUAAGGUUGAGCAUGCCGGAACCUACGGUACUACCCCUAGUAUCCUUGAUCUGAACUUCGGGGACUUGGAUCCUGCCUCCGGGGGCGGUCUUCUCCCUUCUCCCUUGAGUCAACCGCUUUCUCAUAUGCGAGGUCGAGCCGGUAGCAACGCGAGUAGCAGAAGUGCUCAGAGUGUUGCCAGCAAUCAGCUCAGUGCUUUACAUCAACAACGGCAAAUGAACUACUGGAACUCGCCAAUCUCCAUUGAACAGGUCGUCAAGCGGCUUACGGGCGAACUGAAAUCCGCAAAGCAACAAACAACAGAUCUUUCUCAAGCAGAUGAAUUUUUGACGACGAUCAUGAAACCAGGCUAUACAGAGAAAGAAAAGCUCAAUAAGCCGUCUCCUUUGGAGAAUAGUGCUCAUCGCCAGAUGAACGGUCGGCCUAAAAUGCCUCGAGUCGACUCCUUUUCAAGAUUUUCGGAUCCCCCCGCUCCUCCUCCUCAACAGCCUCUGCCGGAGAAACCUGAUGCGUUGUCGCGAAGUGCAUCAGAAUCGUUCUCACCGCUGAAGCGCAGUGAUACGGAAAAGCCGAAGAGCGGUACAGGUUCCCCUGUCUCCCGCGAUUCUAGUCAGAUCUUGAAUCUCAUUGAGGCGCUAUCGUCUGCCAAGCGAGAGAUUGAAACCCAUGGAACUCGUGUCAAGGAACUAGAAAAGAUGCUGUUCCAAGAGCAGACUGCUCGCAAAUUGGCAGAAGACAAAGUCAGUGAAAUGGAGAUGCGCUCAUUGGAUGUUGAAGAUGUCAAAGUCGAGAAAGGCAUUGUUCCACCUUCAGAGAAUGGUGUGGACGGAAAGAAGGCGCAGGAUGAUACAGAAGCAACCGUGCAGGUCAACGGCAUCCAUCCUUCAGAGACUCUCACUCCCGCAGACAUCCAGGCAGACGCCCCCGUGGAAGACAAGAGUGCUGAACUUCAGACUCGCUUGGAAAAUAUGAUGGAGGAGAUGGCAGAAAUGAGAAAGCAAAUGGCAUCCUUCAAACAUCGCGCCGAGAAGGCUGAAGAUGAGACCACGGAGUCUCGCAAGUCGUUGAACGAAAUGAUUGAAACCUUGCGCCAGGAACGCGCCGAGAAGGCAUUAGCCACGGCUCUUGACAAGAAAACUGAUACGCAUGACCGCGAGCCAAGCAAUGGCUUAGCGGAACCGUCGCCUACGAGCGAUGAUACUUUAACGGAUUCCAAGACGAAGACUCCAUCGAUGCAGGGCUUCGAUACGGUUACCUCGCAAAACAAGGACAUGGAUGCUGCAGCUGCGGCCACAGCCUUUGCAACACAGCGCCAUCGGUACAACUAUAUGGAAGAAGCAAGUCCUUACGCCUCCAUGUUUGGCGUGGUCUUAUUGGGAGUAGGCCUAAUGGCCUAUCUCAACGGUUGGCAAAAGAUGGACAAAUAA
Penicillium samsonianum is the source of this 2292-nucleotide messenger RNA. RefSeq lists its product as uncharacterized. The coding region runs from base 1 to 2292 and encodes 763 amino acids. The record is from RefSeq and is a predicted model, not a curated record. The transcript has 2 exons. Gene Ontology annotation, cellular component: cytoplasm. NCBI's taxonomy places the organism in Eukaryota, Fungi, Ascomycota, Eurotiomycetes, Eurotiales, Aspergillaceae. Gene Ontology annotation, molecular function: protein binding.